Molecule: messenger RNA, 1666 nt
Organism: Drosophila ficusphila
Lineage: Eukaryota; Metazoa; Arthropoda; Insecta; Diptera; Drosophilidae
Product: putative inositol monophosphatase 3
Exons: 2
Coding region: 334-1401 (355 amino acids)
Biological process (GO): phosphatidylinositol phosphate biosynthetic process
Cellular component (GO): endomembrane system
Molecular function (GO): 3'-nucleotidase activity
Source: RefSeq, a predicted model, not a curated record
CUCUAGCUUGUUAUUGUUUACAGUGGGUUUUUUGUUCCUUGGUUGGUGGCCAAAACGCGCAACGUGGACGUGGUUUUUAAAGCGAGUAGAGCAGUUUAGAGCAUAGCUCACGGCGCACUGCUGUCUCCACCCCCACUUUUCUGCCCCGCCCCCACCAAAAAGAAAAACACCUGUGCUCCCGUCACGCCAUCAAGUGUACUUCACUUUUUAGUUCUUGGGAGGGAGGCUUUCUCACAAGACAGCAUCUGCUUAUCUGGUUAGCGAUCUGAUGAUCUGGCAAACCGACAACGGCACACACAACACAUCACACACAAACCGUGAGGCGAGCGAUCCAUGAGCGAGGCAAAGAUGAACGGACGCUCCAUACGCAUCAACCGGCUGCCGGCGACCAUCGUCGCCAUCCUGCUGACCAUUUUCCUGGUCUACUUCCUCAAUUUCCACCAGGACGAACGACCCGCCAUCUAUGGAAUGCUGCGGAGCGAUAACCCGAAUCGAGUUAAUCUGCGCAAGAUGCUGAUUGCCGCCAUCCAGGCGGCGCAACGUGGCGGAGUCGAGGUCCUCGAUGUGGCGCGCAGUCGCCAGCUGAAGGAGCGCAGCAAGGGCAAGACGGACGAGGGCGUCAACGAUCCCUUCACCGACGCCGACGGCCGGUCGCACUGCGUAAUGAAGCAGGGCCUGCAGCGGAUCUUCCCGCGCGUCCAGAUCUUCUCCGAGGAGGACAAGGAGCACUGCAAGCAGGCGCACAGCUAUGAUCUCGAUCCCACGGUCCUCCACGAAACCGCACAGAUUCCCGACGUGGCCGUGAAUGCCCAGGAUGUCACCGUUUGGGUGGAUCCACUAGACGCCACCAAGGAGUUCACAGAGGAGCUGUACGAGUACGUGACCACAAUGGUGUGCGUGGCGGUGGCGGGAAGACCCAUCAUCGGCGUGAUCCACAGUCCGUUCAACGGACAGACGGCGUGGGCGUGGGUGGGCAACUCGAUGUCGGAGUACCUGGCCAAUCUGCAUCCGGAACACCCGCCGGAGAACCAGUCGCCGAUCAUCACAGUAUCGCGAUCGCAUACGGCGGGUGCCAAGGAUUUGGCGCGCGGCAUCUUCGGCGAGGAUGUCAAUCUGCUGACGGCAGCUGGAGCCGGUUACAAGGUGCUCCAGGUGGUGGCCAACAAUGCGACCGCCUAUCUGCACACCUCCAAGAUCAAGAAGUGGGACAUCUGCGCCGGCGAUGCCAUUCUGCACGCAUUGGGCGGCACAAUGACCACGCUGAACGACCAGUUGAUCAACUACGGACCGGAUGAGUCGCCCGUGAAUACGGACGGCCUGCUGGCCACUCUCGAGCGGCACGACGAGUACAUGGACAAGCUGUCCAAGUAUCGGGCGGCGCACAAUGGCAAGCUGGCGUAGGGGUUAGCCCUUGGUUCCCCACUCCGAGUGGAAACUCCUCACCUCCCUCCCUCCACCCACUGAUCGUUUAGGCAGCAUUCAAGAAUAGCUCUAAGUUCUAAAGAAGGAAACCUGUUUUUUUCGUAAUCUCAUAUAUCUCUGUUUGUUCGCGUGUGCUUCUCUUUUUUUGCAUAAUUACGUUGGUUGUGCGGCGGCGCAAAGGGUCGUGAACCCGGACCGAAACAAACCGCCCAGUUGGCUCAAAAUAAACUUACUUUAAAUUGUA